Fonsecaea nubica is the source of this 612-nucleotide messenger RNA. RefSeq lists its product as hypothetical. Gene Ontology annotation, molecular function: proton transmembrane transporter activity. Bases 1 to 612 code for a protein of 203 amino acids. The transcript is spliced from 3 exons. The record is from RefSeq and is a predicted model, not a curated record. Gene Ontology annotation, biological process: proton motive force-driven ATP synthesis. Lineage: Eukaryota; Fungi; Ascomycota; Eurotiomycetes; Chaetothyriales; Herpotrichiellaceae.
AUGUCGGCCGUUCCCACCUCUCGCGCCCUUCUCCGGCAGUCCAGAUCCCUCCUGCGACGAAACAAUUUCAGACAAGCUUCCACCACCUCAGAAGCCGCCGCGAAGGCGCAAGAAAGCUCAAAGCAGGCUGUGUCAAAGGCUUCAGAAGGCUUGAGCCGUGUUUCGAGCUCCGCUGGCUCUGCAAUUUCCAAAGUCGGUUCCUCUGCGUACAGCGCUCUCAGCAGAGUUGGUGGGAGAACAGGAAGAGUUAUUGCCUUUGUCGAAUCGUUAAUACCACCCACGAUCUACUACUCUCGUGUCGGAUGGGAGGUCGCACGGAUCGUCUUCAAGAAUCAACAGAUGGCUCCUCCCUCUGUGGCUCAAUUUCAAUCCUAUUUCCAACCUCUGAUUAAUGUCUUCCGGAACCCUACGUCCAUCACGUCAAGCGCGAGCUCUGUUUUCAAAACCCUCAAUCCGGACGCUGCCCUGAACACCAUUCGCACUGCAAACCGCAGCCAACUGACCGCCGGUGGAAUUGUCUUGGCUCAGGUGUUGGGUUUCUUUACCGUUGGUGAAAUGAUUGGAAGAUGGAAGCUGGUCGGAUACCACGGCGAGCCACAUCACGAACAUUAA